ACAGCGUCGAAGGAACUUUGAAAAUUGUAUUGCUGGGAAUGUCUGUUAUUUACAACCGACCGAUAUGGUGUUUGGAGCCACGCUAGGUUUGCAGACCUGAAUUGUCUAACCAGGGCCGCAACGAGACACCCAAGCACAGCAGGACACUUGCAAGCAAUGGUGCUAUUGAAAAUGUUCGGAGACACCCGAGUGGAUCUACAACUCAACGAACAAAUGCAAAGGGAAACGGAGCUCCACAACGAAAGAGUCAAGAAAAAUAGCGAAAAACUGAAAAGACUGAUGAAUUGUGUCAUCUUUCUGGUUAAACAAGCUCUCAUUUAGGGGACACGAUGCAAGCAAGGAGUCCACAAAUAGGGUUAUGGUGGACGAAACUACAGAUGUGAGUACUACAGCCCAGCUGGCACUGGCGCUCCGUUAUGUGUCAGACACUGGUGUCAAGGAGAGGUUUGUCAGAUUUGACAACGAUACUAGUGGCAAGCGGGCUGAUGACUUUGCUGGUCUCAUUAUCCGAUUCCUAGAGGAACACGAAUGCCUGGAUAAAGUUGUGGCACAGUGCUUUGAUGGCGCUGCCGUCAUGGCAUCUGGACUAAAUGGGGUGCAGGCUAAAGUUAAGGUGAGGGCUCCUAUGGCUUUAUUUAUACAUUGCUAUGCACAUCGACUUAAUUUAGUACUGACUCAAGGGGCAUCAAAGCUUAAAGAAUGUAGGAUCUUUUUUGCACAUCUCAAUGGCCUAGCUGCAUUUUUUUCCAGAUCCCUUAAGUGCACGCAGCUGCUUGAUGAUAUCUGCCAGCGUCAUCUUCCUCGUGUGGCACCAACAAGGUGGCAGUAUAGUUCUAGAUUGGUCAGCACAGUCAUUGAGAAGAGAGUUGCCCUAAAGGAGCUAUUUGAGCACAUAUUAGAACACCAUGAUGAGUAUGACGAGGAUUUUGUGCACUAUGCUAAUGGAUACAAUGCACAUCUAGAUGAUUUUGAGUUUUGUUUUUUGCUUUCCACUUUUCAUGUGAUUUUUGAGUAUUCGGAUGUGCUUUUUGGAAUACUGCAGAACAAAACAUUCGAUGUACAAUUCUGUCUGGCAAGAAUGGAUGAGUUUUGUGACACCAUUGAGAGGGAGAGAGGGCAAUUUGGUGAGAUUUAUGAAUCUGCUGUGCGCGAAACAGGUGCGCCAAGCACACGGAGAGGCCAAGCGCAGGGGAAUGUUUGUGCAAGGUACCAGAAACUCCACAGCGGCAUUUUGGACAACAUCCUUGCCCAGAAACGGAAUUGGUUUAAAGACCACGAGAAAGUCAUGUUUCUCUCCCUCCUCGACCCUCAGCAGUUUCAGACAUACCGGAAAAAAUUCCCAGAUGUGGCCUUCUCCAGCUUAACGCAGGGCCACGGAACUCUCUUCAUCCUGCCCCGGCUUAAAACAGAACUGACUGUAAUGUAUGCCAUGACUGAUUUUGAAGGAAAAAGCCCUGCGGACCUCCUCGCUUUCUUUCAGCAGAAAGAUCUAUAUGGGAGCAUGCGUCAACUUUACGCAUUGGUAUGUUUGGCGGUGACCAUCCCAGUAUCUACUGCCUCUGUUGAGCGGACAUUUUCAGCCCUAAAACGUAUUCAAGAAAUAAGAUUGGACAGGCUGAACUGUCAGCACUGGCCUCCAUGGCAAUCGAGAAGGACCUUUUAUCGGAACUGAAACACACCGAUGUACUGUACAACCGUGUCAUUGAAAUCUUUAUAAAUAAAGGAGGAUGGAUUUGUCUUCAGAUGAUGAGCAGUUUUGAUCUGCUGAAGCUGAAAGAGGAGAGUCAAGACCUGAAUGAAGUGGAGGAGAAACAUCGGAAUCAGAAACCUGAUCAUUUCAAAUCAGAAGAACAAAGUUUUAAUUGCUCACAUUCUGGGAAAGAAUUUCUUACAAAGAACUCAAAGAACAAGAGACCAAAAUUCUCUCACAUGUCCACAGUGUGGAAAGAGUUUCUUACAUAAAGGAAACCUUAAUACUCACAUAAGAAUUCACACUGGAGAGAAGCCUUACACAUGCUCUCAGUGUGAAAAGAGUUUCAAUCAAAUAGGACACCUUAAGAAACACAUAAGAACUCACAACGAAGAGAAGCCUUUCACAUGCCAUCAGUGUGGAAAGGGUUUCAGUCAAAAAGGAAACCUUCAGAAACACACAAGAAUUCACUCUGGAGAGAGACCUUUCACAUGUCGUCAGUGUGGGAAGAGUUUUACAGAGAAGGGGAACCUUAAAAGACAUACAGGAAUUCACACUGCAGAGAGAAGUUUUGUAUGCCAUCAGUGUGGGAAGAGUUUUACAGACAGAGGGAACCUUAAAAAUCACAUAAGAAUUCACACUGGAGAGAAGCCUUUCACAUGUCAUCAGUGUGGGAAGAGUUACAAAGCUCGAAGAGACCUAAAACUUCAUAUGAAAAUUCAUUCUGGAGAGAAAUGACGUGUUCCGAGUGUGGCAAGAGGUUUGCAGAGACAAGCAAUUUCAAAAAUCAUCUGUGCAUUCACUCUGGAGAAAGACCAUUUAAUUGUUAGAUUAUGGUUGAAUUGAGUACCUUAAAGGUGAAGUAUGUAAUUUCUGCGGCACCAAAUGGAAUCACAAAAAAAAUGUAGGUUUUCAAGGAACUUUUACCUACAGUGUGGCAGAUGAAUUGGCUCUGAUUACAUCAGGUGUUUGGAUGUGUUGGAUACACUGGAAAAAAAAUCCUGUUAGAUUUACUGUGAAGUACUGUAAAGAUUUGAAAAAAAAAAUUUAAGCAAACACUAUUUCUGAUGUAUGUGAAAUUGACAUUUCUCUGUGAAAUCAACAUUCCUCUAUUUUACAUUGAGAUCUCUCUGCCAUAUCGUCUGAAACGGUAUCUUUCCUCUCUCUGUGGUUGCGUAGUUUGCAUAACUCAAUAUUAGAAACUAGAUAAGUAGAGAACCGCCAAGCAAGAAUCCCUCAAGGCCCUGGGCUGGACGCACCCUAAGCAAACAUAGCACUAUAUUGGGCUCUGCUGAUACAGGAAGUUCAGUUCCUCUUCUACAUUCUGUCUGUGAAGCUCAAUAAAGAUCAAGACUGUUGCA
This is a messenger RNA of Myxocyprinus asiaticus (Chinese sucker), 3051 nucleotides long. RefSeq names its product zinc finger MYM-type protein 1. The transcript has 3 exons. The record is from RefSeq and is a predicted model, not a curated record. Gene Ontology annotation, molecular function: protein dimerization activity. Bases 359 to 1672 code for a protein of 437 amino acids. NCBI's taxonomy places the organism in Eukaryota, Metazoa, Chordata, Actinopteri, Cypriniformes, Catostomidae.